Messenger RNA from Dryobates pubescens (Downy woodpecker), 2031 nucleotides. RefSeq names its product RWD domain containing 3 (gene RWDD3). The record is from RefSeq and is a predicted model, not a curated record. Gene Ontology annotation, biological process: positive regulation of hypoxia-inducible factor-1alpha signaling pathway; positive regulation of protein sumoylation. The transcript is spliced from 4 exons. NCBI's taxonomy places the organism in Eukaryota, Metazoa, Chordata, Aves, Piciformes, Picidae. Gene Ontology annotation, molecular function: protein binding. Bases 37 to 834 code for a protein of 265 amino acids.
GAGGCGCGGGCUGGGGUGGCGGCGGCGGCCGCGGCCAUGUCGGAGCUAGCGCUGGAGGAGUUAACAGCUCUCGCCGCCAUUUACUGCGAGCCGGACGCCUGCGAGGUUUUAUCAGUGUCAGAGACGCAUGGAGUCACGUUUAGAAUUCAAAUCAAUGUGAAAGAACCAGACACAGAUGUACUUCUGAAGCUGUUAUUUCAUUUACCAGUCAAUUAUCCAUCAACUGUACCAGAGAUUUCUGUUAAUUCAGCCCAGCUUACAAGGGCCCAGUGCAUGGAUGUGAAAGAGAAAUUACUUGAACAAGCAAAGGAGCAUCUUUCUGAACCAAUGGUGCAUGAUCUGAUUCUUUGGCUACAGCAGCAUCUUAAAGAUGUCAUUAAGCAAUCAGCAACAGUUUCCAAUGAAAAAACUACUUUGUCAAAGGGAAGGAGUACAGAGGACGGCAUCUGGAUGCUCCUUUUGCAUUUAGAUCACAUGAGGGCCAAGACAAAAUACGUCAAAACUGUGGAAAAAUGGGCUUCGGAUCUAGGGCUGACUGGAAGACUGAUGUUCAUGGGCAAGACAAUAUUGAUUCUUCUUCAGGGUGACAGGAACAACAUUAAGGAGUACUUGAUUCUUCAGAAAACUUCUAAGGUAGAUGUGGACUCAAGUGGAAAGAAAUGCAAAGAGAAAAUGAUCAGUGUACUGUGUGAGACAAAAGUACAGGCACAGCAUAAAAGGUUUCAGAUGUUUGAAGUCAAAGAAUACUCAACACUGGAUCAGCUACAAAAGGAAUUUGAAACUGCAGGACUUACAACCCUUUUCUCUGAGUUUGUGCCUCCUCUGUUAAAAUAGAACUACAAGAAAAACACUGGAUGGACUCUUUGACCAAAGCAGAUGCUGACAGAAGAGAAAAAGACCAGUCUGGCAGACAAUAUUAAAGUUUUUCUGCAAAGAAUGCCAGAGUAGCCAUCCUCCUGCAAGAAGGAGAAAGCAAUUCACAAAUGAGGAACUGGUAAUCUUUGGACAUUGGUAUAUUAACAGAUUUUAAUUGUGAUAAUUGCACGGCAAGCAUAAGAGAUCUGGAAGAAAUUGUGUUAAAACAAUAGACUUGUGUUUGGACUCUGUUUUGCAAUCCCUGUUUUCCACUAUUGUGGUUUUUAUCCCUCAUGGUGGUAUUUUUUGGUAAUGACCUGCUGAAAAGCACCAUUAAUUUGGCUUUGGAAGCUUAAUAUGAAGAUAUUUUGAUCAGGAGCACUGCAAAUGUAGAUCUGGAUAUGUGAGGACAGCAUAUACUUAAUAUCCCUUAGGUUCUUGUUUACUGGCUUUCCCUUCUCCAUUUAUUUGACUGCAAGUGCCAGAUUGUUGGUUUAAAGAAAAGUUCCCAUCACUUGGGGCCUGGAAUAACUUGUGUGUGUCUUUUUGAAUGUUAAUUUUUGUUCUAAAAUUUAUUGAAAGCACUCAAAUGGAGAAUUUAAGUUAAUUAAGAAGGUAAAGGUAAAAAUCAAUUGUAAUAUUUGAUAGUUUGCAGGCUUCUUUUUGCACUUGAGUUGGUUUUACUGCUGUGCAUCUUUAGAUCCCUCGAUUCAAUUAAACUGUCAGAGCAGAAUGUAGACAGACUUCAGUCUUCUGGCUCUCAGGACUUUUGCCAAGUUCUCUGUCAUUGGAGAAGCUGGGAACUCCUAACUCCCUAUUAAAAUUCCCCUAGCUUUACCAUUCAUUUAUUUAUUGGUUAAGUGGCCUUAGGCAGCUUACAAACGUUUUCACCACUGGUCUGUGUUUCAGUAUAAUGUUACAAAUUAUCAUUUUGGCAAGUUAAGUUGUGCAAGAUCUGUUUGCCUAGGGAGAAUCUGAUACGUAUUCAUUAUAAUUAUUAAUGUCCUUUGAUUUCUGUUUUGUCUGGAAUCAUUCUCUAGCAAGACUAGAUAAAUUGUCUGGCAGUAAGAAUUGUGAAGUCAGGAGUUCCUCGGGUGCUAGCAAUGCCAUUUCACUUGGUUUUGAGCAUGUCGCUGAACACGUGCUUUACUGCUCUCCAAAACUCACUCCCAGAAG